Messenger RNA from Zygotorulaspora mrakii, 3288 nucleotides. It is a transcript of the gene RIA1, whose product is annotated as GTPase RIA1. NCBI's taxonomy places the organism in Eukaryota, Fungi, Ascomycota, Saccharomycetes, Saccharomycetales, Saccharomycetaceae. Gene Ontology annotation, cellular component: ribonucleoprotein complex; cytosol. Gene Ontology annotation, biological process: cytosolic ribosome assembly. The coding region runs from base 1 to 3288 and encodes 1095 amino acids. Gene Ontology annotation, molecular function: GTPase activity; ribosome binding; GTP binding. The transcript has a single exon. The record is from RefSeq and is a predicted model, not a curated record.
AUGUCAAGAGUAGACUCCAGUCAGUUUUCGCGUUUACAGAGUGAUCCUUCUUGUAUAAGAAACAUAUGCAUUGUGGCUCACGUCGAUCACGGUAAGACUUCUCUAUCGGAUUCGCUACUGGCUUCAAAUGGGAUUAUAUCCCAAAGGCUAGCGGGAAAGAUUCGGUAUUUAGAUUCAAGGCCAGAUGAACAACUACGUGGAAUUACCAUGGAAUCAUCAGCUAUCUCAUUGUAUUUCAGAAUCCUUAGAAAGCAGGAAGGUUCUGCAGAUUCUUUAGUAAAUGAACAUUUGAUAAAUCUAAUAGAUUCGCCAGGCCAUAUAGAUUUUUCAAGUGAAGUAAGCGCCGCUUCAAAAUUAUGUGAUGGUGCAGUUGUUCUAGUUGAUGUUGUUGAAGGCGUUUGUUCUCAAACUGUCACUGUUUUAAGACAAUGCUGGAUUGAGAAGCUUAAGCCAAUUUUAGUACUGAACAAAAUAGAUAGAUUAUUCACCGAAUUACAACUUACAGCGCAAGAAGCUCAUAUACAUUUAUCAAAGGUCAUUGAGCAAGCAAAUUCCGUUAUUGGCUCUUUUUUCGCGGGUCAAAGACAGUUGGACGACUAUUCAUGGAGAGAACAAUUAGAACAAAACGCUAGUGCAGAGUACGUUGAAAAGGAUGAUUCAGAUAUUUAUUUUGAUCCCUCUCAAAACAAUGUUGUCUUCGCAUCUGCUAUCGAUGGUUGGGGGUUUAACAUAAGUCAAUUGGCCAAAUUUUAUGAACAAAAGCUUGGGGCUAAGAGAGAAAACUUACAAAAAGUCCUUUGGGGAGAUUUUUUCAUGGACCCUAAAACCAAGAAGAUUAUCAAUAAAAAAGGUUUGAAGAAUCGAUCGUUAAAACCUCUUUUUGUUUCAUUGAUUAUGGAGAAUAUUUGGAAAAUUUACGAAAGUGUAACGAUAUCAAAGAAUAGUGAAUCCGUAGAAAAGAUUAUCAAAGCAUUAAACAUAGAUGUUCCAGCUCGUGAUUUGAGAACUAAAGAUGAGAAGCAACUCCUAAGGAGAAUCAUGGGCCAGUGGCUCCCUGUCAGCACGGCAGUAUUAUUAACUGUGAUUGAAAAAUUACCUUCCCCCAAACAGUCGCAGAAAGAAAGACUGGAUACAAUUAUUGCUGGAGCUCCUGGUGCCGAAAGUAUAGAUACUGAGCUGAUGGAUUCUAUGAGAAGUUGCGAUAAUGAUGGUCCAGUUAGCGCCUAUAUCUCAAAAAUGAUUUCUAUUCCAAGGGAAGAGCUACCUUUACCACUCUCUGAAAAUCACUUGCAUGCUGACCUUAUAGAAAGAAGUCGAAAGGCGAGGAAUUUGGCAUCGAAGGCAGCCAAACAUGCAGAGACGUUGGAAAGACUAAACAAAAUCAGAUCAACGAAUAAUCAAGAUGUUAACAAAGAACAGGAGGAAACUGAUCUUUAUCAAAGAGCGAAAGAGACAGUCGCUACUCCAGAACUAGAGGUACUUGAAGUUAAGAACCACAAUCAGCAAAUGUUAUCGCACACUUUAAAUGAGGCAUAUCUUGAUUCGGAUUUUAAUAAUGCUGAAACAGAUCAUGAUGAAGGUUUGGUGCCUCAAUUUACUCCUUCGCUAGAUCCAAAUGACCCACUAGCAUCCAUGUUUGAGUAUGAAGAGGAAGAUCCUUUCGAACAAACGCCGAUAGUAACAGAGGAAGAGCUCGCAGACGAUUUAUUUGACGAAAGUGACGAAGUAUUAGUUGGGUUUGCAAGAGUUUAUAGUGGUAUGUUGAGAAAAGGGCAAGAAAUCACAGUUUUAGGACCAAAAUAUGAUCCAAAAAUGCCGACAGAUAACGUACAAACGGCUACCAUAACUGACUUGUAUAUGUUUAUGGGUAGGGAGCUGGUGCCACUCGAGGUCUGCCCACCUGGUAAUAUCGUGGGCAUUCGUGGUUUAGCGGGCAAAAUAUUGAAAAAUGGUACUCUUAUUGAGAAAGGUGUUCAUGGGGUCAACUUAGCUGGUAUACCAUUUCAGACGACUCCAAUUGUUCGUGUAGCGGUCGAAUCAACCAAUCCAGUGGAAAUGAGCCGGUUAUCAAGAGGUUUAAAGCUCCUGAACCAAGCUGAUCCCUGUGUCGAGACCUACGUGGAAGAUAGCGGUGAACAUAUCUUAUGUACCGCGGGGGAACUUCAUCUCGAAAGGUGUUUAAAGGAUUUAAGAGAGAGAUUCGCCGGUAUUGAGAUAACGAGUUCAGAACCAGCAAUCCCAUAUCGUGAGACGUUUUUGGACACUCCCGACAUGAAUCCACCAAAGCACUCUGAAUUAGGUAGAGGUUCUUGCGAGUUAGUUCUCGGGCCCUAUAAGAUAUCUAUUCAAACGAUACCUUUACCAGAUUCCAUUACCCAAUUUUUGAUAACCCACGAAAGUGAGAUCAGAUCGUUUUCAAGUGUAAAGAACGCAGUGGAUACAAAAGAUGUUCGCUUAUCCUUCAUGCGGAAAUUUGAAAAAAUUUGUUCGAAUUCUGAACUCACUGGUCGAAUGAAUUUAUGUGUGUCAGAUAUAGCAUCUCUUGGACCAAAAAGGUCUGGCCCCAAUAUAAUUUCAUCUCAGAAUAAUUUGUUAGGGUCGCUAUCGACUUGUAGCUCACCUACAUGGGAGUAUUCGGAUUCUUUACUAAAUGGUUUUCAACUUGCAGUUAGUGAAGGGCCCCUGUCGAAGGAGCCAGUACAAGGCAUGUUUGUUUUAGUGCAAAGUAUCAAAGAGAUGACUGAACAAGAACUGGACGAAAUUGAAAAUCCGCAACACCAAAAGAAUGUUUUAGAUAUAUCAGGAAGACUGAUAACUUCAUUCAGAGACUGUGUCCAUGAGAGUUUCUUAGAUUGGUCGCCAAGAAUGAUGUGGGCAAUGUAUUCAUGCGACAUCCAAACUUCUGUAGAAGUUCUAGGGAAAGUUUACGCGGUGGUACAACAAAGACGUGGUAAGAUUGUUUCAGAAGAGAUGAAAGAAGGCACCCCCUUUUUCCAGAUAGAAGCCCAUGUUCCCGUGAUUGAAGCUUUCGGCUUCAGUGAAGACAUUCGAAAGAGGACUUCCGGCUCUGCCCAACCUCAAUUAGUAUUCGCAGGAUUCGAAUGUAUCGACAUGGAUCCAUUUUGGGUUCCGACGACGGAAGAAGAACUGGAGGAAUUAGGUGACACAGCGGACAAAGAAAACAUCGCACGCAAACACAUGAACGCUGUUAGAAGGCGUAAAGGUCUAUUCAUUAAUGAAAAGGUUAUUCAAAAUGCUGAGAAACAAAGAACGUUGAAGAAGAACUAG